Messenger RNA from Papilio machaon (common yellow swallowtail), 845 nucleotides. RefSeq names its product zinc finger CCHC domain-containing protein 10. NCBI's taxonomy places the organism in Eukaryota, Metazoa, Arthropoda, Insecta, Lepidoptera, Papilionidae. The record is from RefSeq and is a predicted model, not a curated record. The transcript has 3 exons. Bases 303 to 713 code for a protein of 136 amino acids. Gene Ontology annotation, molecular function: zinc ion binding; nucleic acid binding.
UGUAUAUACAUUUUGUAACAUUUUGCAGCCAAAAAAUCUGUAGUAAACAAAUAAACUGAUAGUAGCAAUUUUUGUAAUAGUUAUUAGGAAUGUAAAAAUAUCGAAUGCGUAGCUGUGAAAUUUGACAGAAAAAAAAAAAACGAAAUGAUGGCUACGCUUGACGCAAAUCUACCAUUUCGCUUCGUUUGUGUUUACCGAGCUGUUUGAGAAGUGUUUACGAAUUGCUGUCUUCAGAAUUAUACCAAAAGGCUACGUUGAGAAAAAUAUUUUGAUUUGAAUCUCCGUAUAAACGUCAAAACAAAAUGACGCUGGGAACUUACAACCGACACCAAGCUCAGAGGAAAAAGCAAGCAGCUUUGGCCGCGGCGUUUCCUCAGGGCAUUCGCUGUCAGAAGUGUUUGGAGUAUGGCCACUGGAGCUACGAGUGUACGGGGAAAAGAAAAAUUUUGGUUCGACCGUCACGCACAAAGAUCCUUAAAAAGAAUUUAGAAAAGAAGGAAGAAGGCCAGUGCAGCAAUGGCAAAUGCAAGAUUCCAAGCAAAAAGAAGCGCACUAACGCGGACUGCUCAGACUGUUCUGACUCCUCAAGCAGCUCUUCUGAAUCAGGUUCAGACAGCUCGGAUUCUUCGGGUAGCGACAGCAGCAGCGGCUCCGACAGUGGCAGUGAUAGUGGCAGUAGCAGUGAAUCGGAAUCUGGAUCAGGGAGCGAUUAACUUAAAACUGUAAUUUUAUAUAGAAGGUGAGAUAUUUUGCUACAUAACUUUUGUUUUUGCCACUGCCCAUAUAACUGAAAAUAUAAAGCUUUUUUGUUUCUUGCAAGUUAAGGCUCUGAAAUAUAAUUUAAG